AUGAGUAACAUCUGUAAUCAAAUCAACACGAGGCAGCAGAAGUAUGAAGAGAGAGAUCCAGAGAAACUCCUGCAGUCCAACAGAGAAGUGAUUGUGAAACUUGCUGAAGUGGCUUUCAAACAGCUGAUGAAGGGCAAUGUGAUGUUCUAUGAGGAGGACCUGAUUGAGAGCGGCAUAGACCUCACUGACGCCUCAGUGUAUUCUGGGAUUUGUACUGAGAUCUUUAAGCAGGAAUCUGUGAUUCAUCAGAGGAAAGUCUACAGCUUCAUUCAUCUGAGCGUUCAGGAGUUUCUUUCUGCUUUCUAUCGGCUUUACUGCUGUUUAACAAAGAACAAGAAAAUACUGGAUGAAUUCAGAUCUCACAGAUUUUACUCAGGCUCCAAUAAAGUCUCUCUGUAUGAUGUACUAACAUCAGCAGUAAAUAAAGCUCUCGAGAGUAAGAAUGGACGUCUGGAUCUGUUCCUGCGGUUCCUGCUGGGCGUCUCACUGGAGUCCAAUCAGAGACUCUUACAGGAUCUACUGACACACACAGAGAACAGCUCAGAGACCAUCAGAGAAACCACACAGUACAUUAAAGACAAGAUCAAAUAUGAAGAUGAUCGUUAUCCUCUCUCAGCUGAUCAGUCCAUCAAUCUGUUCCUCUGUCUGCUGGAAGUGAAAGAUCAGACUCUGUUCAGAGAGAUUCAGGAGUUUGUGAAAUCAGACAAACACUCAGAGAAACUCUCUCCUGCUCACUGCUCAACAAUCUCCUACAUGAUUCAGAUGUCAGAGGAGCCGCUGGAUGAACUGAACACCAUGAAAUACAAAUCAGCUGAGGGGAGAAGAAGACUGAUACCAGCUGUGAUCAACUGCAGAAAAGCUCUAUUUUCUGGCUGUAAUCUCUCAGAACAGUAUUGUGAAAUUGUGUCUUCAGUUCUUCAAUCCUCAAACUCUGUCCUGAGAGAGCUGGAUCUGAGUAACAAUGACCUGCAGGACUCUGGUGUAAAGUUUAUUUCUGAUGGACUGAAGAGUCCAAACUGUCAGCUGCAGAUACUGAGGUUGUCUGGCUGUAUGGUGUCAGAGGAAGGCUGUGGUUAUUUGUCUUCGGCUCUGAGUUCAAACCCCUCACACCUGAGAGAGCUGGAUCUGAGCUACAAUCACCCAGGACCAUCAGGAGUCCAGCUGCUCAACGACAAACUGGAGGAUCCAAAUUAUAAACUGCAGAUACUCAAGAGCUUCCAGGCUAAAUCCCUUCAGGACCCUCUAUUUGUAGGAGACUCUAAUCGCUCCGUCACUCGUCUGUGAUCCCAAAAUCACCUCACAUUGGUUCUGGUUCAAUCAGCAAACCAGCAGACAGUUUUCCAGUCAUUCUUUUCUCAUCAGGCAGCAACCACAGCUGCUCAGAAGAGUCUCUCAGCAGCAGAACCAAGCCCUCGCUCGAUGCUCAUCAGACACUUUCAAAAGCUGCAGAAGAUCCAAUCGAUUUCAGAUUAAAAAGCCCAUCAAACCCUGAUCAGCUCUAACUGUUCCUGUCCCAGCGUGGGAUAUGAGGGAGUUCUCUGACUGUAUUCUGAGCUCGGAGCCUCCCCUCGGACAGAUAUACACCAAAUAUACACACUAUUCACUCAGUCUGAUUAUAUGAGUGUCAGCUUAUGAACCUGUGUUUGUGUGUUUAUAGUGUGGAUCAUGGAGGAGAGAAGAUGAUGAGAGCAGGACUACGAAAGUGUAGGUCUACAAACACACACACAC
Cyprinus carpio (common carp) is the source of this 1728-nucleotide messenger RNA. RefSeq names its product NLR family CARD domain-containing protein 3-like. The record is from RefSeq and is a predicted model, not a curated record. The transcript is spliced from 5 exons. Gene Ontology annotation, molecular function: protein binding. NCBI's taxonomy places the organism in Eukaryota, Metazoa, Chordata, Actinopteri, Cypriniformes, Cyprinidae. The coding region runs from base 1 to 1284 and encodes 427 amino acids.